GACGACCAAUCAGAGCCUCCCUACAGAGACGCACCUGAGUAGCUGCCAGAGCUCGAGGCGGUGCCGGCUGUAUAAAACCCCGGGACCCACACGCUCCUCACCCAGCACCAGUCUUCCUCCAGCCGGACCUACACCUCCACGUUCCGCAGCCAUGCACCUGAGCGCGUACGAGUCGUGGCACUCCCUGGUGGUCCUGUGCGUCCUGCUGAGGAGCUGCCAGGCCCUGAAGAACGACGCCACGGAGCUGCUGUUCUCGCACGUGAGCGCGCCGGUUCCGGAGGUCCAGAGCAACGUGACGCUGAACCGCGCGCGGAACGGCGGGAGAGGAGGCGCGAGCGGCGGGGCGCACGAGAGAGGAGAACGAAGCCAGAUCGGAUGCAGAGAGCUGCGGUCCACGAAGUACAUCUCCGACGGCCACUGCACCAGCAUCAACCCCAUCAAGGAGUUGGUGUGCACCGGUGAGUGUCUCCCAGCUCAGAUGCUUCAAAACUGGAUCGGCGGCGCCUACACCAGGAAGCUGUGGGGUCGCCGAGGCGGCAACCAGGACUGGCGCUGCGUCACCGACAAGACACGCACCCAACGCAUCCAGCUGCAGUGCCAGGACGGCAGCACGAGAACGUACAAAAUCACUGUGGUCACCUCCUGCAAGUGCAAGAGGUACUCCAGCAAGCACAACGAAUCGGGCAACAAGUUCGAGGAGCCGGCGCUGACGCCGCCGCAGCUCCUGCACAAGCACAAGUCCAAGAGCAAGAGGAGGAUGGGGAAGAACCGGUUGAGUGAGAACUGGCACGAGACUGAACCCUGAGAGCCGGCAGGCACCCAGACUCUGAAUCCACAUGAACCCUGCAGGAGUUUUGUCUCGGUGAUUUUGGGACAUCACGUCCAGAGCUGUGGAUUAUCUCUCAGUGUGACCGGGACUUGAUUUAGGUGAAGCUGGUUCCUCACUAUGACGGAGAACUCCAAAUGGGCAUGCUGGGGAACUUUUUCUCUCGACAUUUGAAUCCAUGUGGUUUAAGACAAUCUGAACAGUCUGCAGAGCUUCCUGGAGUCAACUCACAUUGUCCCUGAUGUAGCCAUGUGCAUGUGUUCCUAUACUCAUUUAAUAAGCAGAUGGAGAUCUGCAGGCAAACCCCGACACCAGUACAACAACGACAAACAUCUCCAUAAAUCCUGUAAAUACUUGUACAUUUAUCAAAUUCUUACCCGCCUGUUGAAGUAUGGCCAUGUGUAUAAAAUGCUACUACGUAAGAUUUAUGAUGUAUGAUGUAAUAUAUUUUCUGUGCCGACAUAUAAUAUGAUAAUACGUUUUUUGUUUAAGAGGCGUCAGCAUGUGGGUGAAAUCUGGAAAAAUCUUUUUCAUCAAUAUGUCUUGUAAUAACUUUAUAUGAAAUAAAUAUUCACUUUUUAUCACAUG
Acanthopagrus latus (yellowfin seabream) is the source of this 1414-nucleotide messenger RNA. RefSeq names its product sclerostin domain containing 1a (gene sostdc1a). The transcript has 2 exons. Gene Ontology annotation, biological process: negative regulation of Wnt signaling pathway; negative regulation of BMP signaling pathway. Lineage: Eukaryota; Metazoa; Chordata; Actinopteri; Spariformes; Sparidae. The record is from RefSeq and is a predicted model, not a curated record. Bases 152 to 805 code for a protein of 217 amino acids. Gene Ontology annotation, molecular function: BMP binding.